CGCGACUCGACUUCACAGGUUCUCACGAUCAUCGAGCCAUGGACAAAAUCGUUGAUUUUGGCAAGUCUCUCUUUACUCGAUCACGUCGGUCGGAACGAUUGGCUCAACAACGUCCGUAUCAUACACCUGAACCUGCACAGCGGAGAAAACAAGCCAAACGUCGACGUCGUAUUUCAGAUGAUAUCACAGAUACACUUACACAAGCUGUUCGUACCGUCACCACCCCUGCAAGAGCUGCUCUGAACUUUUUGGUGCCAACUCCUGAGGCCGAACCAAACCAGCUACCUGAAGUUCCCGAGGUUGGAGAAGUUCUGGUACCGGAAACUUUAGUCUGUGGCAAUAGCGAGACACAAACAACGUCGACCAGCGAACCUACACCAACCGAAGAAAUUGCAGCGGCCAUCAGCCUGUACCCGAACGUAGAGGAUGUUGACAAGGAAGAAGCACAGACGCCUGCCAAAAUAUACCCUGUGAUAGAAGAGUUACGGGGAGCAAGUUCCCUGCACAGCACAGAAGACAAUGGUCAGUGGAUUCCUGAAUGCGAGGUGCAGAGCAUGGAAGUAGAGGGUGCUCCCGAAGAGGACGAUCCGCACCUGCAAGAUCGGCCGGAAGCACAAGAUGAUAGUAAAUCCAUCGACAUCAACAGUCGAUCGCCCUCUCCUGAUGAUUCCACUGAUGCAAAAGAAGGGGGUACUCCAUCAGAGGGUGAAUCGACUGCAACUGAAAUGAGCUACAAUAUGACAUCUGUUGUCAUCGAAACAAGCACAGAUGAAGGAAGCGCGCAACAUAUACAAGAGUCUAGCAUUGUCGAUAGCAACAGUAUGGUGAUAGACAUUGAAAAGGAGCACAGUGUGUUAACGGCCUCCGAAUCGCCAAAUGGUAGCGAGGAUGACGGCAACCACCAGCCUCGCUUAAUCGACAAUAAAUCGCAGAAGGCAAAGGGUCCUGCGCCGAGUGACCGGAUAUUCACAUCUGACAUCAUUGACCUCACCUCCUCCCCGGACAUUCCGCUUGAUGAGCCAAUGAACUUGUCCGAGCUGGGCCCUACCCGAACAUCACCUGCACCUGUCGAGCGUGUACCAACGCGGACAUCUGCAACUGUGUCCCCACGGCUGGAACCUCCCGCACUGAAGCUAUCGCAGAUCUAUAUGUCCAAAGACCCGUUUAUAUUUUCCGCGUUGCCCAGUCAGACAUCGGAUCGCCGAGCGAAGAUCCCACGCUCCGAGAUCAGGGUUCGGAAAAUCAAGCGUCGUUAUUACGGGACCGGUGCUGAAGUGCAAGCACCUCGUUCUCUGACUAUGUCACCAAAAAGACGGACUGCCGGAAUAAAUUUGAGUCGUCUGCGACCGAAGAUGGCACCACCGACCUCAGCUACCCAGCCGACUGUGGGAGCAUCCACCAAUCUUUCCACGAAAGCAACAAUCGACCUGAAAGAGUCGUCUACAACUGUUACAACCCCUACUGCGGCUGCCCAUCCAAUUGCUGAAACAGAGGCCAAGCGAAGAAAAAUCGACAAGCCCAUCAGCAAACCAACCCAGCAUGUGUUGGACAUCAUCAAUAGCAUCGUGGCACCCCCACCUCCAGCCAUGCCAAUGCCCCGACCAACAGCCCCUGCUGUCAACCCUUAUGAGGUUAAGCUUUUGACACAGCCCGCUCCAGCAGCAGCGAAGGCAAACACGGAGGCAGACGAUUUACGUAGGAAAGUCCAAAUGAUUGAAGAACGCUUUGAGCCGCAUGGGAAGAAACGAGGUAUUGAAGAGGCUGAUACGGAAGAAGCUGUGGUGGAGCCUGCUUCCGUUCAGGACAGAAGAAUACUUCCCCUUCCAACACCCCGAAGGAAAUUGGUAGCCACAACACCGAAGCGCGUGGCCGAAGAACGACUAUCACAGAAUAAGAACCGUCCUAGAUACACAUUUGAAGAUACUAUUCGAGCAUCAAACGUCAAAUCUCCUAUGCCUACUGAAUCAAUGAAGACUACGGGUUUGUCCGGCGAUAAUUCUACAACAAAGGAAUGGAAGGCCACUGGCUUAACACAUGCGAAGUUGACGUUGGACGACAUCCUGCGGGAAGCUGCCACAAUUCAGCUUCCAUCCGAUAUUCAGUUCUCAUUCUACGCUGGUCAAGCAACAGUGUCGUCGGAGUGCCGACAGCUUGUGAUGACGGGGAUGGAUGCAUCAAUGCAUAAUCAGCGGUACUUUAGCGACACGCCAAAUUUUGAAUCAAAUCAGAUGGACGCAGAGCGCCGCCUCACAAGGAUUUUGCAGGAAUUUAAGGAGUAUAGUGCUGGAGCAAGUGUGGAGAGAGUAUGGAGGUCGACGGACCCUAUCGUGUGACUCAAUAACAGCGCCUGUGCAGUGUCAUAAUGUGUAGAUAAAACACCACAACAUCAAUAUUUGCAUUUGGGCG
Messenger RNA from Spizellomyces punctatus DAOM BR117, 2406 nucleotides. RefSeq lists its product as uncharacterized. The coding region runs from base 39 to 2333 and encodes 764 amino acids. The transcript is spliced from 7 exons. NCBI's taxonomy places the organism in Eukaryota, Fungi, Chytridiomycota, Chytridiomycetes, Spizellomycetales, Spizellomycetaceae. The record is from RefSeq and is a predicted model, not a curated record.